Messenger RNA from Sparassis crispa, 1107 nucleotides. RefSeq lists its product as hypothetical. NCBI's taxonomy places the organism in Eukaryota, Fungi, Basidiomycota, Agaricomycetes, Polyporales, Sparassidaceae. The transcript is spliced from 5 exons. The record is from RefSeq and is a predicted model, not a curated record. The coding region runs from base 1 to 1107 and encodes 368 amino acids.
AUGAACUCUACCCAUCUAACUCUGCAUGACCGUUUCUUAACCUCUACGAUCUUCCUGAAUGAGGAUUUCUUCCUUUCCCCAUACCCAGAAACCCGGCAAGAAUAUCUCGGCUUCUGCGAACGUCGGGAGAAGGACGCGAGGGCAUGGCGGCCAUACAUGGGCACGCCGUUUAGUGCCGGUGUGGUCAAGCAAUGGCGUUCAUUCGAUCUGCCUUGCUUGACAGCAGAUCCACUCUCUGACAAUUAUCGCCCGAUUCCUGCGCUCGUGCAGCACGAGGCAUUUCUGCGCGAAGGCAAGAUCAGCCUGGCCAUGGUUCAUCCACUCCAGAUAGGGACGCGGAAGUGGUCACAGGUGUGGCGCGGGAGCAUGAAAAUGUCGUCUGCGGACGACGUCCUUCAGGCCGCUCCUGUGGUUAUCAAGAUAUUUCAGCAGAGUUUGUUUCCGGACCCGUUUGAAUACCACUCUGAGGCGGGCGGCAUCGAUUGUGGAGGAUGGUUAACCGGUGCUCAACAGGCGAGAUGGGAGGCUUGGGCUUUUUCGCGCAUGAAACUGCUUCAGGGACGACGGAUACCAUGGUCAUAUGGCAUUUUCCAGAUUAUUCUCCCUCACGGAGAACUCGCUUUCGUGCAUGUAAUAGAGUUUGUAGAAGGAUCCUCUGGAAAAGAACUUAGAUUUGGCGAUGCGACUGCAACGGAUUUCUGGGCUCUGGCAGAAGUGCUGGCCUCAGACUUCUACAACAUGACACAGUGUGGCGUGCUCCACGAUGACAUAAUGCUCAGCAAUCUCAUUGUCAGUCCGGGUGACCCCCACCCAGUCGUUUCCAUCGACUUCGCCUUUGCCCAGCCUUUCACUGAGGCCGACCUUGACUGCGGUGUCUUCCCGAUCGUGUAUGCGCUGCGAGACAUGGGCAUGGAGCUAGACACCAUCGAGGCGUGGUUCAAGGACGGGAUAACCCGCGGUGUACCUUGGAGCCGAAUGUUCGUGUAUCAGUCUGAGAAGUCACCAAGGUGGUUCAAGGCUCUGACGGGCAUGAUCACUCCCGAUCAUGCAGCUGAAGAGGUCUUGAAGAUUUUCAACCGCUGUCUGCUGCCAGCUGUUACUGAAUAA